GCCACAAAGAGAAGCGUGUAUUCCUAGAGCGUCGACGGAAAAGGCUUCUUGGUGUCCCGGAAGUGGAAUCCCGGCAGCGCGGGAGCGACGGUUGAGGCGAGGAAGGAGCCCGUGGGGAGCCAGGAUGACCACCAGCCAGAAGCACCGGGACUUUGUGGCCGAGCCCAUGGGGGAGAAGCCCGUGGGGACGCUGGCCGGCAUCGGAGACGUCCUGGGCAAGAAGCUGGAGGACAAAGGCUUCGACAAGAGAUGGAUGGUGCUGGGCCAGUUCCUGGUGCUGAAGAAGGACGAGGACCUCUUCCGGGAGUGGCUGAAGGACACCUGCGGGGCCAACGCCAAACAAUCCCGGGACUGUUACGGCUGCCUGCGGGAGUGGUGCGAUGCCUUCUUGUGAGACCCCCCCCCGACCCCCGUCUCCUGCCAAGGCCGCCAUCUUUCUUUUUUUGGGUCGGCGCUAGAGAUCUGACCACCUCCCUCCUCUUCUCCUUGAAAGAAAACCACCCGGUUCUCCGUUCCUUUCUGGUUUUGAGAGAUAUGUCUUUGUAACGUUUUCUCCCCGCACCGAUUUUUAUAAGCCCCCCCCCCCCCUGCUUUUCAGCAACGGCAGGGGGGGUCACGAGAAAUCAUUGUCGUGUUUUUAAAACAAUAAAAAUCAGCUGUGUGUUGUUUUUUGCUCA
Anolis sagrei ordinatus is the source of this 677-nucleotide messenger RNA. The record is from RefSeq and is a predicted model, not a curated record. NCBI's taxonomy places the organism in Eukaryota, Metazoa, Chordata, Lepidosauria, Squamata, Anolidae.